Molecule: messenger RNA, 683 nt
Organism: Ogataea haglerorum
Lineage: Eukaryota; Fungi; Ascomycota; Pichiomycetes; Pichiales; Pichiaceae
Exons: 1
Source: RefSeq, a predicted model, not a curated record
AUGGAUCGAGCUCUGUCAAAACUGCUUCCAGUUAUGGUUCCAGCUCUGCCAACACUGCUUCCAGUUAUGGAUCGAGCUCUCGGCCUGUCUCUAGUUAUGGUUCCAGCUCUCGCCCUGUUUCUAGUUAUGGAUCGAGCUCUGUCAAGACUGCCUCAAGUUAUGGUUCCAGCUCUCGGCCUGCCUCCAGCUACGGCUCGAGCUCUGUCAAGCCUGCUUCCAGUUAUGGUUCCAGCUCUGCCAACACUGCUUCCAGUUAUGGAUCGAGCUCUGUCAAGACUGCCUCAAGUUAUGGUUCCAGCUCUCGCCCUGUUUCUAGUUAUGGAUCGAGCUCUGUCAAGACUGCCUCAAGUUACGGCUCCAGCUCUGUCAACACUGCCUCCAGUUAUGGCUCGAGCUCUGUCAACACUGCCUCAAGUUAUGGAUCGAGCUCUGUCAAGACUGCCUCAAGUUAUGGCUCAAGUUCUCGCCCUGCCUCCAGCUACGGCUCCAGCUCUGUCAACACUGCCUCAAGUUAUGGAUCGAGCUCUGUCAACACUGCUUCCAGUUAUGGUUCCAGCUCUCGGCCUGUCUCUAGUUAUGGUUCCAGCUCUCGGCCUGUUUCUAGUUAUGGCUCCAGCUCUGUCAACACUGCCUCCAGUUAUGGUUCCAGCUCUCGGCCUGCUUCUAGUUAUGGAUCGAGCUCU